AUCAUAAGGAAGCAUUUACAGAAUUGCGACACGUGUAGUCAGAAGAUUGGUCCUGAUGAGAAACGCCUGAACUACCAGGAUUAUCACUGGCACGCCAAGCCGGAAUGCUUUCAUUGCCGUCAAUGCAAAAUGGAUUUAAUCGGGAAGAAAUUCAUUUUCAAAGAUCAUCAUCUGUUCUGCUCGUCUCAAUGUAAAGCAGAUUUUGCGCAUAAGUUGUAG
This is a messenger RNA of Ostertagia ostertagi, 219 nucleotides long. The record is from the annotation of a GenBank genome assembly. NCBI's taxonomy places the organism in Eukaryota, Metazoa, Nematoda, Chromadorea, Rhabditida, Trichostrongylidae.